AUGGAGUCUUUGCUGAGGAAUCUCAAAGAACACGUUACUUGUUCAAUAUGUCUGGAUACUUUUACCGAUCCCAAGACAAUAACCUGCCUCCACACAUUCUGCUGUGAGUGUUUAAAGAAUCAUGCACUGACCAGCCAAAGAAAUGGAAAGUUUCACUGCCCCGAGUGUCAAGCCGAAGUCGAUCUUCCCGAAGCAAACAGUUUUGAUAAACUACCGACCAGUUUUCAUCAUAAUAGUCUACUCAGUGUUCUCGCCAUCCGACAGAGCGGCAAAGGAAAUGACAUCAGUUGUGGCAUUUGCAAGAAAAAGAGCGCAGAGAUAAGUUACUGCUUCGAAUGCGCUAAAUUCAUGUGCAUUGACUGUGUAAACGCACAUCAACUGUUUAGUCACUUUACAGAGGGACACAAGGUGACGCCAGUCAAACAGUUCCAAUCUCAAGACUACGAAGCCCUGAUAAAGAGGCAGUCAUUUUGUUCUGUGCAAUAUCACGAGCGAGAAAUAACAAGGUUUUUCUGCCUCAAAUGCAAGCUGUGUGUUUGUCAGAUAUGCAUCGCUACGGAUCACAAGGCACACGAGGGCCAUGACGUGGAACUGCUGGACAAAGUGGCAGACGGCGAAAAAACGUAUAUCCUGAUGAAAACCGAGGAAUUAAAAGCAAAAACAAAUGUCCUAAGCGGUGCAAUUCGUCUAUGUGAACAAACAGCAUCUGAGCUGGAAAAAAAUGUCACUAACGCUAAACGUGAAGUUUCCCAAAAAGCUGAACAGAUGAUCGCCAAGAUUCGAGAAAACGAACGGCAAAUUAUUACCGCCUUCGAGAACACACGCGUGUUAAAGGCGGAUAAGUUAGACUCUGCAAAGGCACAAGUGCAAUCCUUGCUGAAGCAAAUCAACCAAGCAAUCGAGUUUGCUGAAAAUCUGAUUCAAAGAAGCUCUAGCUCAGAUAUAAUGCAAAGCAAGAAUUAUCUAGAAAAACGAUUUGAACAGCUUGAAAACACAACGAUCGCAGAACUUCCUGUCAAUUCAUUCCUGAAGUUUUAUCCAACUAAAGAAAUACAGAAUCGUACACUCGGUUACAUUGCAACAAGUGAACCAGUUGUAGGACUAACAAAAGAUUUCCAAGCCGGUGUUGAAUCAGAGUUUGAAGUUCACCCACAAAUACUUGGAGAACAAGUGCGUGAAGUGAAAGUAUUUGUGGAACCCGCUGAUAAAGUAGGAAUUUUGACGACUUACGAACAAGAUGGAGAUUACAAGGUGAAGUUCACACCUAAAGUUCCAGGCAUCUUUAACAUCAUAAUAAAGGUAAAUGGCAAGGAGCUUGAAGGAAGUCCUUAUAUUGUCCAAGUAAAACAACGGCUCAUUCAAGUUGUGGGAGAGUUAAAAGUAAAAGGAGAAACUCUUAGAGAGCCAUUUGGAAUUUCCCUAAACAGCAAAGGAGAAACCACUGUUGUUGACAGUGAUAAAAACUGUAUCCUGAUAAUUGACAAAGAAGGAAAUUGUGUAAGAAAAGUGGGUUGUUAUGGAAACAAUGCUGGACAGCUAAAAAGCCCACUUGACGUCACAUACUUAAAUGAUGAUAACAUUAUAGUGGCGGAUCAAUUAAAUCAUCGCAUUCAACAAUUCAAUGUUCAAACAGGGAACCAUGUGAGAAGCUGUGGGAAGGAAGGGACAAAGAAUGGCGAGUUUCAGAAUCCACUCGGUGUUUGUGUGGAUGAUAAAGGACGUGUUAUCGUGGCUGACUGCCGUAACAACAGAGUCCAAGUUUUAUCACAGGAUGGUGUACUUUUGUUUCAAUUUGGUGAGAGUGGGCCAGAAAAACUUAAUAAACCCUCUCAAUGUACUUACUACAAAAACAAGUUCAUUGUCUCUGACAGGGAUAAUCAUUGCCUGAAGGUUUAUGACGAUUCAGGGAAGUUUUUGUACAAAAUAGGAGAACCAGGCAAGAGUGAUGGACAGUUGAAGCAACCAUGGGGAUUGUGUGUUCAGAAAUGUGGCGAUCAGUGUAAUCUUCUUGUAUGUAAUAGAGGCAAUCGCCGUGUUGACCAGUUUACAUUGGAGGGUUGUUUCACUGGAAAAACUAUUGAUUCCUUACAAGACCCCAGAGGAAUAACUACAACACCGGAUGGACUUAUUUUAGUUACUGACUAUAAGACCAAAAAAAUUCACAUUCUUAAAUAA
This is a messenger RNA of Porites evermanni, 2175 nucleotides long. The record is from the annotation of a GenBank genome assembly. NCBI's taxonomy places the organism in Eukaryota, Metazoa, Cnidaria, Anthozoa, Scleractinia, Poritidae.